AUGAGUUUCUUUCAAGGUUUAAAACCUCGUAACCACUUCUACAAUACUAUGUUAUGCGGGGUUUGCCAUGAAAAGGAGUCCAAAUAUACUUGUCCAAAAUGUGAAUGUAGAUAUUGCUCGCUAACAUGUUUCAAGGAUGACAAACACAAGGAAAUGGAUAAUCGUGCGAUUGAAAAACAUCCUAUUAAAGAAGAUACAUCUGAAGACAAAAGCAAAGAGGUUAAGACCGAGGACAUUCAAGAUCCAAUGUUGGCAAAAUUGAUGCAAUCGUCAGAAUUCCAGGAGUACAUAGCGUCGCCAGUUUUACAAUUCCAUAUUCUUACAGUUUUAGAAAUUAUCAAUAACAUUUCAUUGACCAACGAAUAUUCGAAAGAUGGACGUUUCGAAAUAGCAAGUCGAAAACUAAACAAUCUUCGAUUAGGCGGUGUAGAGGAAAAUGAAUAUGUGGAGGAGUUUGUUUCAUGGCUACUAACAUGGAUUGAAAACUAUAAAAAGGAAAAUACAACCACCAGUUGA
Pichia kudriavzevii is the source of this 516-nucleotide messenger RNA. RefSeq lists its product as uncharacterized. Lineage: Eukaryota; Fungi; Ascomycota; Pichiomycetes; Pichiales; Pichiaceae. The record is from RefSeq and is a predicted model, not a curated record. Bases 1 to 516 code for a protein of 171 amino acids. The transcript has a single exon.